Messenger RNA from Porites evermanni, 1989 nucleotides. Lineage: Eukaryota; Metazoa; Cnidaria; Anthozoa; Scleractinia; Poritidae. The record is from the annotation of a GenBank genome assembly.
AUGGCUGUCUCAACGCUAAUUUCAGCUCAGUGGCUUCGCCAGUUGAUGCUUCAAAGCCCAAAGUAUCUGCGAAUCGUGGAUGCGUCGUGGCACCUCCCGAAAGAAAAUCGAGAUCCCAGAAAGGAAUUUUUGACUCAUCGAAUUCCAGGGGCCAAGUUCUUCGACUUAGAUGAAUGUAUAGACAAAACUUCACACUACGAGCACAUGUUACCAAAUGCUGAAGAUUUCUCGAACUAUGUUCAAAGUCUUGGAAUUGAUAAUGAUAGCUACGUUAUUGUGUAUGAUAAUAAUGAGAAAAGUGGCCUAUUCUCAUCUCCUCGAUUGUGGUGGAUGAUGCGUGCAUUUGGGCACGAACGGGUAUCGAUUUUGGACGGCGGUUUUCCGAAGUGGCAUGCUGAGGGUUACCCAAUCGAAACAGGCCCAGACAGCAAAACCAAAGUUGAAGGUAUAUUUUCGGCAUGCAUAUUAACUAGGACUGUAGGAGAGUGAUGGGGUCAGGGGAGGGGGAGGGGGGCAUGAGGAAAGUUAAAUUCUUAUGCAAUGUGUACUGCUAUAGGUGGUUUUCACGUUACGUCAUCGCCGCCAUGCUGGUGGACGGUAAACAAAAGAUCGCUCAUUAGCUUGCUUUGUUUGUCCACCAGCAUUUGUUCAUUUCACCAUUGUUAUUUGUGUCUCCCGAGAUUGCAUGAAAACCACCUAUAGCUUCAAUAACACUGUUACGUGUCUAAGAAGAAUGGAAAUAGCCCACUGAAUUGGCAAUCGCACACACGCAAGAAUGUUAGUGGUUCUUAUUGUUCUGGACAAUAAAUCAGUUCUCAUGCAGUGUUCCAGAAAAGUAAGCACAUUUUAGGUUGUUUGGUACCAAUUAAUUGCCAAUCUGUGUUGUCAUAUUGUGAUCAAAGCAUUGACUUUUAAUAUAUCGAACCAAUAGUCCGUGGGCUCCUGAUCUAACACAAGACAGUGUUUCAUCCCAUAUCCAGUCACUGAGAAGUGAGUUUAAAAAAAGGGUGUCUGGUGUGAAUUUUAUAACCAGAUUUCCAACUCUCUUGAUCCAAAGAUCCAGAAAUACCAACCUCUGGAGAUCCUAAGUCUGGAGACUGUCUGUCAGUCUGUCUGUCUGUCUUUCUGCCACCUUGUUCCCAGGUUCUCUCUCUAGGGAUGGGUAGCAGAGAACCCUGGGAACGAGGCUGUGUCUGUCUGUUUUAGUACCCCCAUAGCAACAACCCCCACCCCCUUAUAAUCACUUAUCAUCCCAGCUCCUAAGUUUUGAAAUGGUUCUGGCUCAGGACAUAAUGUGGGGGAAAAAAGUUAAAUUCUAAACUAAAGCACACAAAAGAGUUGGCAUAUAUGCUAAUGAAUAACUAACCAGCUCCAUAAUUCUUCUAAUUUGUUUAUUGUAAUCUGUGUGAAAAUGCUGACAGCUCUUUUAUUUUCUUGCUCUUAUUUGUUUGAUGUUUUUAAAUAGAUGGUGGGCCAUUCAAAGGUACUCUAAACACAGGCAUGUUUUGUGAUUUUGACUUUGUGAAAGCCAAUAUAUCACAAGCAACAUGCUAUGUUGCUGAUGCUCGGUCUUCUGGCAGAUUCCAUGGUACUGAACCAGAGCCACGCCCAAAUUUUCCAUCUGGUCACAUUCCAGGAUCAAGGAGUGUUCCAUAUUCCCAGUGUCUGGAUCCUGAUACAAAACUCAUGAAAACACCUGAGGAGUUGAAGAAAGUGUUUGAAGAUGCAGGAAUUGAUCUCAAAAAGCCUCUCAUUACUUCCUGUGGAUCUGGGAUCACUUCAUGUGUGGUGGCUUUGGCAUCAUAUCUUUGUGGAAAGAGAGACACCAUGGUCUUUGAUGGCUCAUGGGUGGAGUGGUGUCAGCGUGCUACUGAUAUGAUUGAAAAGAGCUGAAUACUUACGGCCAUUCAUUGUUUUGUAAUAUAACAAUAAGGGGGGAGGUGGAGGCAGAUCUCAUUGGUAAUUAAAAGUCAACAAUCUUUAGUCUUU